Messenger RNA from Gadus morhua (Atlantic cod), 1472 nucleotides. Its product is annotated as forkhead box protein F2. The transcript is spliced from 2 exons. The coding region runs from base 125 to 1255 and encodes 376 amino acids. Lineage: Eukaryota; Metazoa; Chordata; Actinopteri; Gadiformes; Gadidae. Gene Ontology annotation, cellular component: nucleus. Gene Ontology annotation, molecular function: DNA-binding transcription factor activity, RNA polymerase II-specific; RNA polymerase II cis-regulatory region sequence-specific DNA binding. The record is from RefSeq and is a predicted model, not a curated record. Gene Ontology annotation, biological process: regulation of transcription by RNA polymerase II; animal organ morphogenesis.
GAGAGAGAGAGAGAGAGAGAGAGAGAGAGAGAGAGAGAGAGAAAGAGAGCGAGCGAGAGUGCGCGAGAGAGACAGAGGGAGAGCGAGCGAGAGUGCGCGAGAGAGACAGAGGGAGAGCGAGAUCAUGACGACGGCGAGCCCCCAGCAACAUCUGGACCCAGCGGCGGCAGCAGCACCUAACCCUAUGGACACAGACAUGCUGGGGGGGAUGGAGAGCUCACCCGACGCGUCAACCAAAGUGAAACCCAAAGGGACCUCCGGCAUGAGACGCACCGAGAAGCCUCCUUACUCCUACAUCGCCCUGAUAGUGAUGGCCAUCCAGAGCUCACCCACCAAGAGACUCACCCUGAGCGAGAUCUACCAGUUCCUGCAGGCACGCUUUCCCUUCUUCAGGGGGUCGUACCAGGGCUGGAAGAACUCAGUGAGACACAACCUCUCCCUGAACGAGUGCUUCAUGAAGCUUCCCAAAGGUCUCGGCCGACCAGGCAAGGGGCACUACUGGACCAUCGAUCCGGGCAGCGAGUUUAUGUUUGAGGAGGGCUCGUUUCGACGCAGGCCUCGCGGAUUCCGCAGGAAGUGCCAGGCUUUGAAGCCCAUGUACCGGAUGAUGAACAGCUUCGGGUUCGGGCCACCCAUGCUGCAGCAAAACUUUGAUUUCCAGUCGACGUCUGCUGCGUCGUUGCCCUGUCACGCCAACGGUUACAACAUUGACUUCAUGGGGAACACGGUGCCAGGCAACUUCGAGGGGCUAGGAGGGGGGCAUCAUGUCGCACACAUGUCACAGAGCCCCGGGUCAUCGUAUAUGAGUUCAUGCCAGGCCAACUCAAACCCGGAUUAUUGCCCUGAGAACAGUAAUAGCCCAUUGCAAUCGUCCCCUGGAAUGGUGGCAUCUCUGGAUUGUCAGUCACCCUAUGCCAACAGCAACUCGCAUUGGGCAGCAUCGCCUUCUGUCCCCACGUAUAUCAAAUCGCAAUCGAUGGCCUCGAAUUCCUCCACGUAUUCCGCUCUGCAUCACUCAGGGAUGUCGCCUUACUCUCUCGACCAGGGCUAUCUUCAUCACGGGGGAAGGGAUGGUGCUGACACGUCAGUGGGACUAUCUCGGUACUCAAGCCAUUCAGCACCAGGGUGCGACAGAAAGGACUUUGUUUUGAACCUCAACGGGAUAUCCUCCUUCCAUCCCAGUACCAGUGGCUCUUACUACCACCAGUUCCCCCAUCAUCACCAGUAUCAAGACGUGAAGCCCUGCCUGAUGUGACCCCAGAGCACUGACCCAACUUUCGUUCCCAAAUUAACGAAAUCCUCAGACUCAUUAUAAAUGAAACAGCCAAUGUAAAAAAAAAAAGAAUAGGGCCUACAUGAAUUCAUAGGGAAUAUUAUACUUCGCCGAACGAAUUGCUAUAAAAAGUGAAGUGGCUUGGCAUGCAUUUGUCUUCAGUGUUGGUAUUUCCGAGUGAAUUACAAUUUGUCAAUGU